GGUUGUCGUCGCCGUCGCCGCCGCCGCCUCAGCAGCAGUAACCGAAGUCAACGCCGCCGCUGCCGCCUCCCGGGUUGCCGGCCGUCCGCGCGCUGGCUCGGCCGGGACCCACAGCCAUGGAGGACUUCAUCGUGAUCUCGGACGACAGCGGCUCCGAGAGCUCCGGGGGGACCCGCUCGGGCCGGGCGCGGAGGCUCCGCCGGGCCCUGUCCCGGACCACCGGCGCGCUGCCCCGCCGGACCGUGGACUUCAUUGACUUAACUAGAGAAACCAGACCAAGGGCAAAGGAUCGCAAUGGACUCUGUGUGAUUGACCUAACAGGAUCUGAGGAAGAAAAUAGACCUAUUGCCACUCUUGACUUGACUCUAGAACCCGUUGCUCCUUCCCAGAAAGAGCCAGCCAGUCUUCAAGCAUGUGCCAGCCUCUCCAGCAAAGAGGUGAUGGAAGGGCGGGUAGACAGAAGCUCUCGGCCUGCAGCACGGAGAAUCAUUAACAGUGAUCCUGUGGAUUUGGACCUUUUGGAAGAAACUGCAUUUGAAGGUCCCCAGCCCCCUAUGUCCAUCAGUGGGGACUCUGUUUAUCCAGGAGAGCCGAAUUGUAGCUCAACCAUAUUCAAAGGUGACCUCGGCUUCUUGGCAAGCCUACAGCUAUCUUCAGAUAUUCACUCCCUCCCUGCAACAAGCAAUAAUGGUAGCCGUAGCAAUCAAAGGGCACCCUUGCCAUGCCCACAGCAAGAUGUGCCUUGCCCUCCACAAGCCUUGCCAUGCCCACUGAGAGCCUUGCCAUGCCCACUGCAAGCCUCACCGUGUCCACCACGAGCCUCCUCAUGCCCACCGCGAGCCUUGUCAUGCCCAUCACAAACCAUGCAGUGCCAACUACAAACUUUGCCUCACCCACCUCAAGAAGGGCCAUGCCCUCCUCAAGAUGUGCCAUGCCCUCAGAAUGUGCCAUGUGCUCAGCAGAAUAUGCCAAGUCCACCUCAAGACUCAUCAUGGCAACUUCAACACUCACAAAGCCCACCUCAAGACUCACUGGGCCUACUUCAAGAUGUACCAGGCCCACCUCAAAACAUAACGUAUCCACAAGAUGUGGCACACCUGCAAGACAUGCCACAGUCACCAGGAGAUAUGCUACAAUCAUCAGGAGACAUGCCACAAUCACCAGGAGACAUGCCCCAGUCAGCAAGAGAUGUGCCACAGUCACCAGCUGAUGUCCUACAGUCACCAGCAGAUGUGUCACAGUCACCAGCCAAUGUACCACAGUCACCAAGAGACAUGCCACCGUCACCAGGAAGUGUACCACAUUCACCUGGAGAAGUCCCACACUUAUCAGGAGAUGUGCUACAUUCACCUGGGGACAUGUCGUGCUUGCCAGAAGACAUGCCACACACACUUAGAGACUUGCCUCAUUUACCAAAACUCAGGCCUGACUCUCCACAAAAUGAUGUACAGAACCAUGACACCCCUAUGGAUGUCUCAGCUCCAUCCUCUCCAAGCUGCUCUCCCAGCCCACAGUCUGAAACUUCCUUAGAGAAAGUUCCUUGGCUCUCUGUCACAGAAACUCCAGCCAGAAAAGAGAUAUCACUGUCAGAGCCUGUCAACCCCAGAUCUGCCCAGGUGCAAGCACGAACACCACAAGGUGGGUUGUGCAACAGACCAUGCCUGCAUAGACUGAAGUACUUCUUACGACCUCCGGUGCAUCACCUCUUCUUCCAGACACUAAUACCAGAUAAAGACACAAGAGAGAACAAGGGUCAAAAAUUAGAACCUAUCCCUCAUCGAAGACUAAGGAUGGUAGCAAACACCAUUGAAGAAAACUUUCCCCUGGGGACUGUGCAGUUUUUGAUGGACUUUGUGUCACCCCAGCAUUACCCACCCAGGGAAAUUGUGGCUCACAUCAUCCAGAAAAUCCUGCUCAGUGGCUCUGAGACUGUGGAUGUUCUAAAGGAGGCCUACAUGCUUCUCAUGAAAAUUCAACAGCUACAUCCAGCUAAUGCCAAGACGGUGGAGUGGGACUGGAAGCUGCUCACUUAUGUCAUGGAGGAAGAGGGACAAAAUCUGCCCGGGCGAGUCCUUUUUCUACGUUAUGUAGUACAAACCCUGGAAGAUGAUUUCCAACAGAUCCUGAGGAAGCAGCGACAGCACCUGCAGCAAUCUAUUGCAAGCACUGUGCUAUCCUGUGACAAGCAACCCCACAAUGUCAGGGAUGUCAUCAAGUGGUUGGUCAAAGCAGUAACUGAAGACAGAUUAACUCAGUCCCCAAAGGAGAAUCAAACCUCUCCAGGAACAGGAAUCUUGAAGGCCAGCAGUAGCCACCCUUCUCCCCAACCUAACCUCACAAAGAACACCAAUCAGCUGAUUGUAUGCCAGCUGCAGAGGAUGCUGUCCAUAGCCGUAGAGGUGGAUAGGACCCCCACAUGCAGCUCCAAUAAAAUUGCUGAAAUGAUGUUUGGGUUUGUGCUGGACAUUCCUGAGAGGAGUCAGAGAGAGAUGUUCUUUACUACCAUGGAGAGCCACCUUCUGCGCUGCAAAGUGCUGGAAAUCAUAUUCCUCCACAGCUGUGAGACACCCACCCGCCUGCCCUUGUCUCUGGCCCAGGCCCUCUAUUUUCUGAACAAUUCCACAUCACUGCUCAAGUGUCAGUCGGAUAAAACCCAGUGGCAGACAUGGGAUGAACUGGUUGAGCAUCUACAGUUUCUGUUAUCCAGUUACCAACAUGUUUUAAGAGAGCACUUACGGAGUUCAGUGAUCGAUCGAAAAGACUUAAUAAUCAAAAGGAUUAAGCCCAAGCCCCAGCAAGGAGAUGACAUCACAGUGGUGGACGUGGAGAAACAGAUCGAGGCCUUCCGCAGCCGCCUGGUCCAGAUACUGGGGGAGCCGCUCGUCCCACAGCUCCAAGACAAGGUGCACCUGUUGAAGCUCCUGCUUUUCUAUGCCGCAGACCUGAACCCUGACGCAGACUCCUCUCCACAGGCCUGGAGCAGACCCUGAGGUCCUUCUAAGCACUGAACGCCAAGAAUACCUCCUGAACUCCAUCUCAAAUUACUUGGAAGUUCUAAAAGUAUAAAAAGUAGUUUAAAAUCUUAUAGGACCAAACCUAUCUUAUUUAUCUGUAGGCUAUAAUAACUUUCUGUUUAGUAAAUAUCUUUUUUUUUAUAAUCCUAUCCUAGCCUGUUCUCAGAUAUGGCUUAAAUAUAUAAGGUGUAUAUAUUUUUUAAUAAAUUAUUUAUCUAUACUUCUUUUGAAACAGGUAAUACUAUAUGCACUAUAUGUUUAACAUUUCAAGAUGUGAAAAAAGAAUCCGUGUGCUGAACAAAUUCUAGACAUCAAUGUUAUGUCAUUCAAGGUACUGACAACCUGUCUCGAAAGAGAAAGAGAUAUUUGUUUCUCCCUAAUGGAAAACAAACAUCCUAUAUUGGACCUGUGAUAUUGCCUAUGAAUUUGACUUUGUGGCCAGUCUGUCAAGAUCUAAUGCAAUGAAAGGGGUAAAAACAAAAGGAUUGAGUGUGUUACAAAAAAUCUGAUGUUAAAAGCAUACAUACAAUAAAAAAGCAAUGGUUUUUCAAAAUACCAAGUUUAUCACGCUUCGGUUUCAUGACUGCAAGCAGGCAGAAUGGAAUAACUACUCUUAACAGAACCAAAAAAAGUUCCAUCCACAUUUGAGAAAGUAGUAAGGAUUU
Messenger RNA from Delphinapterus leucas (beluga whale), 3679 nucleotides. Its product is annotated as SUMO-interacting motif-containing protein 1. Lineage: Eukaryota; Metazoa; Chordata; Mammalia; Artiodactyla; Monodontidae. The record is from RefSeq and is a predicted model, not a curated record. Gene Ontology annotation, molecular function: SUMO polymer binding.